AUGGAAAUAUCAGUCCCCAUACAGAAAGCUGCCGUUGUGCCCAAGCCAUUUAUCAAGCUGAUGAGGCUUUUAGCAAGGACUCUCUAUGAUGAUAAUAAUCUUACUACGUUAAGUGACAAUCAGAAGAAAUCUGCAAAAGUUGACAGCAGAGGGAAUAUCGUUAUGGUGUUGGAUGCUCUUAUGAGGCGGCGAUGGGUUAGAGAAGAAGACUUGGCAAGAGAGUUGAAGAAGAACCCCAAGCAACUCCGAAAAAUAUUAAGAUACUUUGAAGAAAAACAUUUGGUCACGCGUUACCAAAGGAAAGAGACUGCAAAGCGUGCGAAGAUAUAUAAUGUUGCAGUGGCUGCUACAGCUCAUGGCCGUGCAGAGGACAAUGUUAAGUUCCACACACAAUCAUAUUGCUGUCUUGAUUAUCAACAUAUGUAUGAUACUUCUCGUUUGCGUCUGCAAAAGAUUAAAAGGAAACUCAAAGAUGAACUAGAAGAUAAGUAUACUAUUCAGAAGUAUAACUGUCCUAACUGCAACAGGAAAUAUAGUGCACUAGAUGCCCUGAGAUUAAUUUCUAUGGAAGACGACGCAUUUCAUUGUGAAAGAUGCAAUGGUAAAAUUGUUGUGGAAUGUAAUGAGCCAUCUUCCAAAGAAGUAGUAGAUGGAGGUGACACUGCAAAGAGACGGCAGCAGCAAAGACUCCAGUUUGUGGAGGUCUUUGCUCUGAUGGAUCAGAUUAAUAGAGUGAAAGACCUACCGUUUCCUGUCUAUGAAAGUUUUCCGGAAUGGGAGGCUCGUGCAGCUAUUGAUGCUCGUGAAAAUGGUGAUUUUAAUACUAAUGAUCCUUUGAGGUCACAGGGUGGGUAUGGUUCAACACCGAUGCCGUUUUUAGGAGAGACAAAGGUUGAGGUUAACCUUGGUGAAGGAAAAGAAGAAGUCAAAACUGAAGAUGGAGUUUCUAGAAUGAAACCGAUGCCUCAAUGGAUGAUCAGACAAGGAAUGAAUCUGACUAAGGAACAAAGAGGAGAAAUGAGUCAGGAAGAAAAGGUUGCUGGUGUCUCAGAAGUAAAACCUUCUGAUGACAAUAAACCAUCAACCAUGGGAAAUGACAAUGAUACCUAUUUGAAGGAAGCUUACUAUGCUGCUUUACUGCAGCAGCUACAGGCUGCUGGAAAACUGAAUCAGCAAGAAUCCUCUCCUAACAUUCAGUCGGCUACUAUUAUCUCAGAUCGUCAAGUUGGUAUGAAGUCCAAACGUGAAGAAGAAGAUGCUGAAUGUGAAGAAGGGACUCAUGUUUCAGCAAAUGGAGCAGAUGAUGAUGAUGAAGACAUCGAGUGGGAAGAAGGCUGA
Molecule: messenger RNA, 1338 nt
Organism: Eruca vesicaria subsp. sativa (arugula)
Lineage: Eukaryota; Viridiplantae; Streptophyta; Magnoliopsida; Brassicales; Brassicaceae
Source: the annotation of a GenBank genome assembly